Metarhizium acridum CQMa 102 is the source of this 981-nucleotide messenger RNA. The record is from RefSeq and is a predicted model, not a curated record. NCBI's taxonomy places the organism in Eukaryota, Fungi, Ascomycota, Sordariomycetes, Hypocreales, Clavicipitaceae.
AUGUCGCCCCCGACUGGAAAUGCAGGCCGAGAAAAGGAGUCCAACUUGGCCAGACUCCUUGGCUCAGGUACACCAUUCGCCACUUGCAAGCUCCAAAGUCCUCACCCUACUCGAGUGCCCGAGGCUUUCGCACCUCUGCAUAUCACCUACACUGGUGAUAAAGAAACUUGCCACGGACGAGCUGACAAUGCGAUUUCUCACAACCCCCAGGUUGCCAGUGCGAGCCAGUUGAACCAGGUUAUUUUCAAGGACAAGGCUAGCGCUCCUUUGGGUCGAAAGUUCAUCUCGCUGUUCCCGGGUCUCGGUUACGCAGCCGGUUACAAAGUCCUUCAAAGAAUAUACAAGUAUGGCGGUCAGCCUAUUGCACGCGACUAUUUGGCCAAACACUAUGGAAAGGACUUUGAGGCGGCUUUCGGCAAAAAGACUGGCAAGGCCAUUAUGCAUUCUACUGCUGGCAGUCUGAUUGGUAUCGGUGAAAUCGUCCUUCUACCCCUCGAUGUCCUCAAGAUCAAGCGCCAGACAAACCCCGACGCCUUCAAGGGCCGUGGUGUCCUCAAGAUUGUUGCUGACGAAGGGUUUGGGCUAUACCGUGGUUGGGGAUGGACGGCUGCCCGUAAUGCGCCCGGAUCAUUUGCGCUUUUUGGCGGUUCUGCUUUUGCCAAGGAAUACGCGUUCCAGCUCCAAGAUUACAACAAGGCUACGUGGUUCCAAAACUUUGUUGCUUCAAUUGCCGGCGCUUCAGCUUCACUUGUUGUCUCUGCUCCUCUCGAUGUCAUCAAGACUCGAAUCCAGAACCGCAACUUUGACAACCCGGAGAGUGGAUUCCGCAUCCUGGCCAACAUGGCUCGCAAAGAGGGUUUCUCAAGCUUCUUCAAGGGCCUGGUUCCCAAGCUGCUCAUGACCGGUCCCAAGCUCGUCUUCUCUUUCUGGCUUGCCCAGACACUCAUUCCCGCUUUUGAUGUUGCCUUCUCCAAGAAGUAA